Messenger RNA from Paramuricea clavata, 14570 nucleotides. The record is from the annotation of a GenBank genome assembly. Lineage: Eukaryota; Metazoa; Cnidaria; Anthozoa; Malacalcyonacea; Plexauridae.
AGUACAUGACUGCACAAAAACGAAGCACCCGACGCAUAAAAAGUCGAAGUAUUGCUGCCAAUAUUCGACCAAACAAUGCCUUAUCCUGAUCAAUAAUGGUAUUCUCCCAAAAGGUUCAAUUUAUCAAAACAAGAACUUCGUGUGAUCUUCCAAAUUUCUAAAUUUUGUUUCGAAAAAAGAAUAAUUAUACAUUGGAAUGUCUUCGUUGUCACAGUGGACGUAUUUUGUAUAAUACAUAGAGAUUCUUGGAUGCCUUGGAACUUACAAAAAAUGCUUGUAACCUUUUGUUGGCCGAUAUUUAUCAUGUUUUAAUGGUGAAUCGGAUAUGCCAUGGUAGACUUUGUAAUUCUUUAUAUCUCUGUUUGUGUUUUACAAUGUUCUUGGUGGGAUUGUGGUCACUGGCAGGCUCCUAAUCGUAUUUAUGAUAGACAUACAUUGCAAUGAAUACUGUAUCUACACAGAAUAGUGUUUGUAUGACUUCUAACAAUGGUAAGUAUAAAUUUCAAAAUAAUGAAACUCCCAACAAUUUCAUUUUCAAUUUCAAAAUUGAAAAUGAAUUGUACCUUGUCAUCAAUCCAGAGACCACAUAUUUUAUGAUUGGGGGGGCUUUUACAAAUUACAAGCCUGGAAAAUAACUCAAAUGGUCAAUGCUAGUGUAGGUAGUGACCGAGGGAUCCGCCACGGCUGAAAUCUCAUCAUGUUCAACACUUGAAAUAAAUCUGGUAUUCCCGCACACCCAUGUAUUAUUCUCUAUUUAUUAUUACCAAUUUCCCAAACCAACCAAGUAAGAAAGGGAAUAUGUGUUCAGUAUUAUGGCUGAAGCCACCCCCCCCCCCCUGCUUAAGUGGUCCCUGCAAGUUUUGUAUUCUUGUGAAAAUCUUGACCACUACAGAAGAGUCUUAAAGAGUAGAGACUAAAUUAUUCUAAAUGUACCAGGCAUAAUUUGUAAGUCUCUGUCUAUAUACUAAACCACAAAAUAUGUAGCAGGGCAAUGCUAUUUAUUUAUUUAUUUAACUUUGACAAAAAGCAUGCUACAUAUUGCAUGCACGCUGCAACUUUCAACAGCAUUGCCAAAUGCUGGUCACUAAUUUCCAGUGCUGUAAAUAUGAAAUACACCUGUAGUAUAAUGUUGAGAUUAGGGAAUAAAUAAUAACCUUACCACUGUCCACAUGGCAGAUACAGUAUUUGUCAUUGUUAGGGAAAUAUGAGCAAUUUAAAAACAACCACUCAGAAAUCCUGCUUGAUAUAAUUUUUGCUCUGUUAUACAGUAAAUUAACAAUUCCAUAUAAAAAUCUUCUGUAUGGCACCAAAUGGUAUGCGAGGUAUCACACAAAAACUAGAUAGGAGUCUGUCCAUUUCAUGCGUGCAUUCAGUAACAUUGCUUUAUUUUAUCUGAGACUAAUAUAAUAUAAGUUUGCAAUACAGAAUGAUAAAAGAACAUAAAGUAAACUAGUGCCCAGGUUCUUAUACGUCUAAUGUGUCUAACAAUCAGCAUGCUCUAUCUCCCCCCAAGUCUUUUGUGUUCGUUCACAUGGUGCUUGAGGACAUGGAAGACUUUAUAUAAAGCAACAAAAUAUUAAGUUUAUUGUCACUGUUCAUGAAUCCAGGAGGCCUUUCUUAUUGUAGUCCAUUAGCCUCCUAAGUGCCAGUGGUGGUUUUUUAACUUGGGUAGUUGGUGUGGAUUGGGUAUGGCAUGGAAGGAGCUGGGUUUGAUGGUGUAGAGGGGAGUGGAGUAGUAGGGGUAGGGUAAGGUGCUGUCCCUGAUGUGGGUGAGCAUGUGGUUGUGGUGGUGAUUGGUGUCUUUGGUGUGGGUGGCUGCGGGUUGAGGGGUGUAGCUUGGUUUAUGUCAAAUCGUGGUACGGGUGUCUGGCUGUGUGUUUCUUUGUGAGGUAGGGUUUGUUGUUUGGUAAGGAGGGGGAGGUCGUCAUUAAUGAUACGUCGAGGUGUGUGUGCCUGUACAGGGAUUUACUUUCGGAGGAAUUUUUCAGUUACGAAGGGUGAUUCUACCUGACCCAUCGACCCAUACUCGAUACUGGUCGAACUGGAGAACCUCAACUAUGACACCUGUUUUGUCCCAUUUAGUAGGGUGUGGGCCUGUUUGGUUUUGUAUGCGAACAUGGUUUCUGACAACAAGUGGUGGCAGCGUCUUUGUGUGUUCGGACCAUCACUCAGCUGCUUUCUUGUGGCAAUUUCGUAAGGCUUCUUCCCUCGCGGCGAGCGUGUCACUCCAGGUUGGAUGUGGCUUGUACCGACCAGGUAGGAUGGGUAUGAAGUCUUAUUGGUCUGCCAAAGACGCACUGCACUGGGGAUAGUUUCGUGUCCGCGUCGGGGGUGUUACGGUAUUGGUGGAUUGCAAGUUGAAAUGCAUCUGUGUCAAGGCUGCCGUUUGGGCUGGUAUUGUUUGUGAUGAGUCGCUUAAUUGUCUUGACCGCAACCUCAGCUCUGCAAUUAGAGUGGGGGAAUGCGACUGAUGAAAGUCGGUGAUGGACGCCCCAAUCCUGAAGGAAUUGGCGUGUUGCAAAUGCUGUAAAUUCAGGACCACCGUCUGUUGCACACUCGUCUGGGAUCCCAAAAGUUGUAAAUGUGUGUCUCAAACUGUUGAUAAGGCCUUUGGAACCAUCUUGGGCCCGUUUGACGAUGGGCCAGUUGGAAUACCGGUCUACUAUGACUAGGUAGUUAACUCCCUUGUAGGUGAAGAAAUCAGCACAAACACAUUGAAAUGGGUAGGCUGGUUGUACUGGUGCUAUGGGGGUGCACUGGGUUGUGAUGGGGCCAUGCGGUUGCAAUGACCACAGGUGGCUCGCAUGGCAGUGAUAGCAGGAGUGAUGCCUGGCCAGAAGACCGUGGCCUCUGCACGUGCUGUCAUCGAGGUGAUACCUUGGUGUGCCGAGUGUAGUACUGUCAGGAUGUGUUUACGGAGGGAUGGUGGUAUGAUGACACAGUCUUUAUACAUAAUGACUCUGUCUACUGUGUAAAGGUGAUGAAGAAAUUGGUAAUACUCUUGGAGGGGUUGUGGGAGUUCAUGCCGAAACUCUGGAAAUCCUGAUUCAAUGAUCGAUACUAGUCUGUUCAUCAUUUCAUUGCUUGUGGUUGCAAGUUUCACUCUGUCCCAUGUGGUCGCAAUUGUGUUUAUGGUGGAUGAGGCUGAUGAUGCAAGCUCAGCGUCGAUGGUUGGCUGGGUAUCGUCUCUUUAGAACGAAUUCCAGACAGGAAUGAGCGUCCAAGUCCAUUUAGGGGGAAUGAGGUCGUCGAAUCACUUGUUGUUGCAAUAUCAUCUGGGAGUACUAGCAUGUCUGGGUUGGGUGUGCCUGUAGGGUGACGGGAGACUGCAUCAGCGGCCUUGUGUCGGACUCCUGGGAUAUGAAUCAUUCGGAAUUUGUAACGUAGGGUUCUUUCCUUCAGAUUGCGUAAUCGUGCGUUUGGAAUAUCUUCGAGGGAUCGGUCACCGAGUAUUUUGAGCAAUGGUUUGUGGUCCACGGCGAUGAUCAGGUCGUUGCAGCCCAGGGAGAAGAAUCUGGUUUUGUCAAGGGCAUCAGCUACCGCUAAAGCUUCGCCUUCGACCGGUGCAUAACGUGAUUCGGCUGCAUGAGUGAAACGGCUUCCUACCAAUGUGAUUCGCCAGCCUGUGCGGCAGCAGAAGGGCUCGAUGGAUGGGCAAUUGCAUUGUUUCUGGAACAGCCAGUAUCCGAUUCCAUUUCUAGACCAGUCUGUGGCAAGGCAUGUGGGCUUUGAUUUGUCAAAGAUGCGGAUGCCCUCGUUUAUCUCGCUAAUGAUUACUGACUUGGACUCUUCGAAAAUCUGGUCAAGUGCACUGUCCCAUUUGAAUGGUGUUCCUGGUUUGAGUAGUUGGCGGAAUGGUAGGAGGCGUUCUGUUGCCGCAAAGGCGUAUGAAACCUGGUUGAUCAGGCCAAACCAUGAGCGAACAUCUGUGAUGUUGGUUGGAGUUGGGAAGUGGCGUAUUGCGUCGAUAUAUCUCUGGCACGGUCGGACAGUGUCCAUGGUGAUUUCAAAUCCUGCAAAUUCUACUGUGUCUGCGCCAAAUGUGAAUUUAUCUGGGUUUAGGGUGAUACCAUUACGGCCACAAAUGUCUGGCCAGUUGACUGCUUGGAAGAAGCUGGUGGUGAGGUUGUCAGCCCAGAGUAGCGUAUCGUCGAUGCAUUUGGUUUUAUCGGGGAUGUCUGCAACAAUUUCAUCGAAUCGGCGCGAGUAACCAUCACCGAACGCAACAUAACCUUGGGGUGCAGUCUUGUAUCUGUAGCGACCCCAUGGUGUUAUGAAUGUGGUUAGGUGGCGUCGUUCUCGUAUAAUGUUACGCUGUGGUACCUGUUCCAGCAAUCAAAUGCUGUUUUCUUCUUGUUGCUAGGAACGGAUCGGGCUUGGUGGAAUGGGCUUUGCGUAUGGUGGGUCUCUCUUGUCGCAUGUAUGUUAAGUGCUUGGAAAUCUACGGUUUGCCGGGGCUUGCCGUUCUUCUUGGCGCAUAUUACCAUCCGGUGGCACCAUGUUACGGGUUCACCAACUGGGACCGGCUCAAUGACACCAAGUGCUACGUCUUGGUCAAGGCCAGCUUUCACUUCAUCUUGCCAAUGGAGAGGUACUGGAAUUGGGGUAUGGUGGGCAAUCGGUUCGGCAUUUGGGUCGGCCAUAAGUCGCAUUGGUGGUCCUUCCAUUAGCGGGAGGGGCUGAUGGAUGCAGGUUUUGAAGGUGCUGGACUUGUAGUAGUCAAGGAGCCAUUUCUCCAGGUUCUUCCUGUUGGCUUCCGUUGCAGGGAGUGGUAGUUUGCUAGGUUUUGGGGGUGGGUGUUGACGUCGUGGGCAAUUGCAGGUGGGGGUAGGUGAAGAUGCAGCAGUUUGUUCUGUUGGGUAAGCAGUAGAGGUUGAGGUUUCUUCUGUGUUGACUGGGGAGGCUUCUCCUGCGGUGGGGAAGUCUUUGGUGAUUAUGCCUAGUGCAGUGCAGGUCUCACGGCUGAGAAAUUGUUUGUCUGAGUCAUUUGUCACGUAUACGAUCUGUCGACUUUCGAAUAUUUCUCCAGUCUUGGAUUUGCCAGAGAACCUCAGGAUGGCCGCGCCAAGGAUCUUGAUCCCAUUGUUGGCAGCAUGCAUUCGCAUUAUUACUGGGAUCAGGUCUUUUUUGUGUAAGCCGAUGCGUUCAAUCACCUUCAUGCUUGCCAGGCAGCUUUGACAUCCGGUAUCUGCCAUGGCAGAGAGUUGAACUUCUUUUGGAUGGGUCAUUAGGGGUUCAAACCCUAGGGCUCUGUAAUGCUCUGGCUGGGAUGUAACUGUGAUGUUGAUGUAUGGCUGGGGCUUGGAUGGCUGUCUGACCCAGCAGUCGUUAAAUUCAUUAUAGAUGUGAUGAUCCAGUGCGAUAGCAUGCGCUCGUGGGGUACGAUCGGUUGUGGUACAAAGUGUAUCAAAUAUUGCAUCUUCGGUACCUUGUAUGCCACGAUUUGGUGUGCUUAGCUACAUGAUCUUAGGUUUGUCCUUGCUAUGGCAGACAGCUUCAAAGUGGUUUAGUCGGCCGCAGGCAUCGCAUUUCUUGCCAUAAGCGGGGCAUUCAUUCUUUCUGAUCUUCGGUGGGGCAGUCCUGCCAUGGCCUUGUUUUCCACAGUAUGAGAACAGUUCAUUUUUGUGUUCGGGUUUUCGGAUCUUCGAUUCAUGUUGUUUAUUCCGGCGGUAUGAGCUUCGGAUUGCGUCUAAGCCUUGGCUGUCUAGGAGGUGUCCUGCCGAUCGCUUACCAGCUUCCUUCGCUUCAAUGUAAUUGAAACGCAUCCUCAAGUGUCAUGUCUUGAUUUUUGUUGCUGAGUAGGUCUAGUUGUAUGUCGCUGUCAACAACACCCCGUGUCAGUACAUCGCGGAGGAUGUUCUCAGUGUAAUUGACGUCAGCAUCACAAUUUGGGCAUUUAGUGAAAAACUUGCAUAUUCCGGCUUGGCCGCGCAGACGGGCACCGAAGCUUCGUAUGGUUUCAUCCCGGUCCUGGCGCAUGUUGUGUAACUGGACCCUGGCGACCAUAGUAUUCUCUUCCCUUACUGCAAGUUCCUGAUUGCUGCCAUAACUUCUUCGAUGGGCUUGUUGGUGAGGGUUCCGCCGGCGUUCCUGGUGAGGUCUUUGCGUAGUGGUUCGUCGCAACACUCUAGUAGCUGUAUUACCUUGUCCUUGCCUGUUAUUUUGGUCGCUUCGACAUAGUCCUGCCAUCGAGUUUGAAAAUAGGACCACUCCUCACUUGUGCCCGCUGCAGAUACCGUAGGGCGUCUGACCCGCUCGAUUUUGGCUGUUGCUGCUGGAUUUGAUGUGCUUGUGGGCUGUUGUGGGCAUCGGCAGAAUGAAUGGAGAGUAGCACGGCUGCAAGUUGGCCUUCUGCUUCAUCGGUUUCGUAGGUGCAAUAGGGAUAUGGGCAUUUGUAUUUCGGCAUGUUCGUGUUUGAUUACACUGUUUGUGUAUUAUCCAACUUCUAAGCGAUGUGAAGUUGUGAUAUGCAGAAUUGCAGGUUGAAUGGCGUGGUUUCUCUGUUUGCUAGAAGCUUGGCAGUGUGAGAAGAUUCGCUUAUUGCUAUGUCUCUGUUAUUAUUUCCUUGGAUCUUACCUCGUUUGCUCGAGUGUGUCAGUGGAGUGUGUCUGUCGUCGCUCUAGCCACGAUGUGAGCGCUUCGUCUCUAACUUUUUACCAAGUCAAAAUUGCAGGUAUUCCUCGUCGCUAUUUCUUGGUUUAGUCCCACAAAUAGCUUGGGUUAUUAUGUUCUUUUAUCAUAGAUAAGAGUCUGUCCAUUUCAUGCGUGCAUUCAGUAACAUUGCUUUAUUUUAUCUGAGACUAAUAUAAUAUAAGUUCGCAAUACAGAAUGAUAAAAGAACAUAAAGUAAACUAGUGCCCAGGUUCUUAUACGUCUAAUGUAUCUAACAAUCAGCAUGCUCUAAAAACUUUACAAAGUGAACAGUGCAAGAAGUGCAAACUUCUAGACUUCUUUAUCCCAUACCAGUACUUUUAACUGAUUUAAAGCUAAAUACUGCAUUGCAUCAAAUCUGAAAAUAAAGUGGUGGGAAUGGAAAGUUUUCCCUGUACCAGCAAUCAAUGGACUGAUAAUUGACAUCUUAUUAUUGAUGAUCACCAGUCUAGCAUGACGAAGAAGAAAUUUCUACUUGUCUGUUAUGUCUGGCCAUUAUAACAUUAGUAUAUCACUACUGUACAGUACCUUUAAUAUCCUUUCAUUUUUCUCUUUAGGUACUGUUUCAGCAACAACAACCUCAUCAAUCCCCAGCAAUCCAGUUCCAACAAGCAUGCUCUCAUUCCGUUUUGCAACACCAAACAAUACCCAAACACCAUAUUAUAUUUCUUCUGAUAUUGUUUUGAGGCAAGUACAGUUUGAUUUGUAUUUCACUAAUUCACUAUUAGAUUUGAGGCGAAAAGUGCCUAUUAUUGAGGUUGGUUAGUUAAAGACUGGUACUGUAAUUAAGUCAAAUAAAUGACUGAUUAAUUGGCAUAUGCCAAUUUGUGUCGUGUUGGCCAUAGUCACCAGUUUGGUACCGGUAUAUACUGUACAUGACUAUACUGGCAGUACAUCAGGUUUGUAUGUUUAUUCAUAUUAAUUAUUGAGAACAUUAACUCUGCAUAAUCAAAAUUAAUUCUCAGUCAUAUUUUUAGUGGUGGUAUUGCACAGCAGAACCGAAGGAGGAUUGUACAUAAUGAAGGUACCCAUACGAUAUGCAUGUAUGAAUGAGGUUAAAGCUUUCUGCUGCAUUUUGUAUUGCAUCUUGUAAAUCCUUUUGAAAGUGACUGGAGAAGGUAAAAUAUAAGUGUAACAACCUUUUCUAUGUGGGUGAGAAGUUCGAAAAGACCAAAUGCUAAAACAGUAAAGAAACAGUCCCUGGCCCUACAUCUAUAUGCAGAUUAAUUGGGGGUUCUUUAAUCUACAACCUUAACCGUACACUCUAAAAACACUCUGGUUAAAUUCAACCAGGAAUUGGGUUAAUAAUCCACCCAACACAUUCUGGUUAAAUUUAACCCAUUUCCUGGUUAAAAAUUAUCAAUUCAACAAAAAUUUGGUACAAUUUUUGGACUUUUAACCAGGAAAAUGGUUAAUUUUUUUUAACCAGACUUGUGUAGGUGGAUUUUUAACCCCGUACUGGUUGAAUUAACCCAAAUUUAACCAGAGUGUUUUUAGAGUGUAAUAACCUACAAAGUUUUACUUCUUUUCACAUGUCAGAAUUUGAUAAUUUAUUGUUGUAUUUAAACAGUUGAAAAACGCAGAAAAGACAAGAUCACUAAUUGGAUAAAGAAACUAGCUGAAUUGCUACCAAGACAUCGUAUUGCUAAACAGGUGAAUCACAAUAGACAUUCCUUUAUACAUGUGUUAUAGAGUGGAUCGAUAUACCGGAUAUAUCCGGUAUACCGGUAUUUGUUUAGAUACCGGUAUUUGUUUAGAUACCGGUAUUGGCGAUAUUGACAAUUCAAAAAUACCGAUAUACUGACAUUUCGGUAUUUUGCUGCGUAAUGCCGGAUUGAAAAGCUACUUCAAGUCGAACUUACUUACAAUCGUGUUUAGAAACCAAAGUUACUACUCACAGAUGGACGAUUUUGUUCUUAUACAGUUCUAGCAGCUUAAUCGAAAAUAUAUAAAUGGCGAAAAUUUUUAAGGAAUGGCGAAAUUUUUAACGCUUAGCGCCGUUAACAUAAUUUGAUAAUGCGAAUCUUGUGAAAUUUGCACUAAUAACAAUAUGUGUCACAUUAAUAUUUUGUCAAAACUUAAUUUUUCUCGACGUUCAGCAGUUCAGUUUGAUUUUAAAAAACACGUUAAAAAUACUGGUAUACCGGUAUUCUGAUGGCGGUAUAUCGGUAUUCGGUAUUUGCGAUAUCGAUCCACUCUAAUGUGUUAUAUAAAGGGCGGACAAUUGAUGCAGGUUGGGAAAGGCAAAAACAUUUUGCAGGCAAGCAGCCUUUAAAAACUAAUGACAAAGAAAAAAUCAUACACAUGCAAGCCUUGAUAUGAAUUUUUCACCUUGCCAAAAAUGCAAAAUGUAGGGUAUUGAUCCUCGAAAAGUUAUUCCCACAACAUACCCCUGAGUGAACACCCUUUCUAUUUUUCGGUAAAGCUAAUGUUUGGUGAACCACAAAACAUUACUCAUCUGGCAUACUUUCCCCCUGGUCCUGCUCUUUUUCUUUCUGAAUCUGUGAAUCUACUUUUCUAGUACAGUACUGUGCAGAAGUUUUAGGUCAACUCAAAAAUAAUCAUUAUUGCUACAUUUGCAUUAACCAUGCCCUUCAACUCAAUGGAAAUUUUUCGAGGCUUCUGCAUGCAUGAUAUGGUGAGCAAGUUGAUUUCGUAUGUAAUUACUUGAUGAAGAUGUUCUGUGGGUCAUGGUUUGGGUCAUGGUGAUGCCAUCUCCCGUCACUCACGCCAAGCAGAAGUGUUGUUUUUCUCUGUGGCACGGAGCUCCGUGUAUGUCUGUAACACAAAGGGGAAAAAUAUUCCCUUGUUUAAAAUUUUGGCUUAAAAACAUUUGUGUACCUACAGUAGUUGACCAUUGGCAUGCAACAGUACUUUGACCUUGAGGAUCCCAACGCAGCUGGUUGCUGUUUCUAUUUAAUUUAACUGCGCUUUGCUGUGAAAUUAAUUAUAUUUGAGCCUUUGAAGGUGACCUGAAAAUGCUGCACAGUAUACUGUAUCUUCUACCUAACCCUCCAUUUGUGCCAAAUCUUAACAUUGUUUGCGACCAAUAGUUCCGCGGCCCGCUAAUUUCCCCCUGGAUUUAAGUCACCAUGUGUGUUUUUAGAGCAAGAAUUAUGUGUUGGAAACAGCUUGUGAGUAUAUUGAAGAGCUUAAUGAAAUGAGUACACAAUUUAUCCAACUCAAACUUAGCAAGGAAUUACUAGGUAGGUUAUUAGUCUUUUUGGCCAUAUUUACUUUUUAUAGAAAUAUGAAGGCUGGAUAUUUUGUAUAGUCCGUGCGUAGACAGUCGUACUCGUGUAUACUGUAGUUUAAAUCUAUAAACCUUAAUUUAUAUUGACACUCAUUUCGUGCAUGCUUGCCCUCAACUCUUCGUACUGUCCACGAGAGAAAAUGACAAGAUUAAAUGUAUUGGUGGCGUAGUAACCAACAUGUACAUGUAACAUUGUUUAAAAUUUUAAAAUGGUAUAUAUUUAUUUCAAACACUCAUUACUAUAAUAAUUCAUAAGCUUGUUGGCAAAUCAUGUCAACCAUAAUAUGUCACGUGAGGAGGCUUUAUACCUGAUAAAACUCAAUAUUCAUUAGUACAUAUAGUUAUAUAUAGGCUAGGAUGACUGGUAUUAUAGUAUUUGUGUGUUUUUUUUUGUACAUGUCAUCAAUUCCUUUUUAACCACUUUCUUUGCAUGUUCCACUUAAUUCACCAUGUUUGAACGACUGCGUUCAUCUGAAAAUUUGAAAGAUACAGAAUUUGUUUAGAACAAACUUUGAGUUUGAGACAUAUCAUGUUGUAGAGAAACAACCCUAUUGCGAGCAUUUUAUCUAAACAUGAUAAUAUAAUUUCUGACCAAGCUAGCGUUCAUCGUCGCAACCAAGGGUAACAGAACUAAAACAAUAUAUACAAUAUUUCUCUAUAGCAAGGAUUUAAUAUAGGUUGUGAAGUUAAAAGUGGAAAUAAUGUUCGGGUAGAAUUUUGGCUUCCCGUAAAAUUUACUGUUUUUUGAAAUUCUCUGUAGGUGAUUUAUGUACUAUUUAAUCUCGUUAAAAAAAAAAAAAAGAUUUCACCAAGUUACCUCACCAGUCAAAAUGCAGUUUUAGCCUUCAACAAUUUUUGCCCAAUUUAGAUUUUUAAGAUUUUAAAAGUUAGAACACACCAAUUAGAGAUAUGCAUGGAAGAUGCGCCGGUCAUGAUAAGACGUUAAAACCGAGAGGUUCUCUUACAAAUUUAGUGUUUAUAUCAAUUAACUGAAAGCUCGUCAUUAAAAUAGUUUGGUUAGAGAACGUCUCAAUUUGAAUAUGAAAAUUGAAUUGUCAAGACGUUCGUCGAAAUGUGCUUGAAAUUCCGUAUUCCACAUUCCCACCUUAAAAUGGCCAUAAUCCGCACUAAUAAAAAUGCUGCCGAAUAGUAGUGUAAUCUUAUAUUAUACAAACUCUAUGGAAUCAACCCAAUAUGUGCACUAGCUAGCAGCUGCACUCUACAGCUCAGUGCAUGGGUCAGUACAGAAGCUACAAUUGCCAGAAGUAGCAGCAUUUUUCGCAGAUCAUGUAUAGGAUUACUGUGCAUAUAGAUUUUCACUUAUUUUCACUCUCAUGUUUCUGUAUUUAAUUUUCUAGAACAAGAAGUGACUGAACUGAGAAACAAAGUAAACAAACUUGAAGACGAGAACAAACGUUUAUCGCAACUCAUUCACGAGAACAAAGUGACAUUACCAACCACUUGGAGUGAUGCUUCGGUUAUCACAACAACCAUGAGAGCAACAUCUUCAUCAAGAAAUUCUAACACCCAAACAAGCUCCGCUGCAAGCACUGCUAUUCAAGGAACUACCGUAUCCACUCAGGCGCCUAGGGCUUCUGAUGUAAUACCAAUAUCAAGUGCUUCAAGUAUAACUAAUCGACUUUCAGUUACGUCAAUAUUAUCAAGUGCCAGUAACCAGCAAACUACUUCGAACUCCAGGCAUAAAAACUACGAACGCCUUGCUACAACAGGGUCAAUGAACAAAAGUGCGGUUGUUUCGACUCAGUCGUCUACCACACCAAGAAGCAACGUGUAUGUACCAGCGACUUUAUCAGUACAAACGUCAUCUACUCCAAUGAGUGUAACCAGGACGCCCAAUAUCCAUAGGAGACAUAAUGUAACUGGAGCGGCACUUGAAAGUGGGUUGUCGCAGACUUCGAGGUCACAACAUGAAUCUACGUCAUCAAAUGAUGUUACCAAGGUUACCCUCGCAAUUCGGACACCCGCAGUAAACACCGUUGUCCAACCAAUGUUUGUAUCCCAACCUCAAACGGCCAUGGUUCCAAGUGGUGCCAACGCGACUACUGUUGCGCAGUUACCGCAACAAACUGCUCCAGCCCCUACUUCAUUUGGAAGAGGUUUUACUCAGGUGCAGCAGCUAAGAUCCAACUCAGUACAAGACAGUAUUUCACAGUUGCCAUACAGUAUUGAUGCAUUGACCGGAAACCAAGCUUCGCAUAAUCGACAGCAGAGUUCUGGAACUGGUCACCUAUUAAACUUUUCUGCAGAAUCGUUAAUUGGACGUCAACAACCGAACAAUGAUAUUGUAAUGAUGAACAGUCCGGACAAUCAACCUGUUAUUCAAAACACGUUCACUUUAACACACCGGAAUACUCCAACAAACGUCAGUGUUACAUCUAGCAGCGCUCCACCACAAAGCUUCUCGAAUUUUUCCGCUCUUUCCUUAGUCGGAAGCAAUGGUACAUUUUCCGGUAGCGCAAGUUCUACUACUCAGACUUUAACACGCUCUACAGCCGCUUUGCCGGAAUCGGCAACUAUUCCCCAAUCAAGCAAUCAUAUGUUCACGGAUUUCUCAACCGAAUCUCUAAUUGGGCCUAGCGAAUUCACUUCGGAUUUCGCAAUUGACAAUCUUAUCUCGCGUUCAGAUUCCAAUGUUCACAUGGCAACGGUCAACCCUAAUCUCAUUCAGUCAUUUGGGAAAGGAAACGACCCAAUGAUUUCUAGCGUAAGUGGUGAUCAUAAUAAUCAUUUUUCACACAACAUUGAUCCUCCCGGUCUUAAUAUGGGAGUGUUUUCUUCCCAUCUGUUUCCUACAUACUGGUGAGAAGCCGCCCCACUGGCCAAUUUGGGGAAUGAUCGAAUGAUUCAAUAAUGUCAUGGUAUUGACUCUCAACAUAUGGGGAUCCUCAUGACCCUAAUAUGGGAGGUGUAUCUUUCCACACCUGCAUCCAUCAUUCGUCAUAUUUAUCUAUUCAUACUGAGUAUUGGAGUGUACUGGAGUGAAUUUAGGGAAUGGUUCAAUGCUCUGGUGAUUUCUAGUGGAAGUGAUCUCCUCCUUCCCUUCCCUGGAGUGUUGGAAGUUCCGCCCGCUUCGAGUCAAUUAUAGGACAGUUUGGGAGGUAAAACGAAUUAAUCGUCCAAUGAUUUCUAACAGUGACGGAUACUUUGUGAAAUAUUGUGGGGGGGGGGGCGAAUUUAGUGCUGGUGGAAGUCUCAGUUCUUACUCCUGUUCAAUUACAUAUUAAGGUGUAUUCACCUGAAAUAGCAAAUACGUAAAUUGCACCGUUGUGUAAUGAUGAGUUGACACUCCGUCGUGGAGCGGAAACUACGAUACUUGGUGUGUUUGUGAAGGUUGAUGUAACCACUUCUCGUCCAAAUUGACUGAAUUUCUAAACAGGAAAAAAUAACAACACUUUUUAAUAACCUAAUUUUGACCUAAUUUUCCAGAUGCUGUAUAUAUGUAUUAUAAUGAAAUUGGAGUUUCUAAGAAUUGAAAUGAAUCGAAUUUUUUAUGGAACUGCUGAGGAAUUCUUGGACUUGAAUCAAUAUUUAAAAAACAACUUGGAAAGUAUUAUUUAUGAGGAUUGUAAUAAAUUAUUGUAUAGCUACAUCAAAUUAUAUAAAGUAAUUUAAGAAUUACCGGGAUACACAGUUCUCAUGGAUAGUGUGAAGCGCACAAAAAUCUUCUUUCGGUCAAGGGUUAGUUCAUACCACAGUGCUCCAGCAAAGUUUAGGAUUAUUUGCCUUAAUUUUACUAAGGUGAAUUACUGAGUUUUGUUACAUACCUGAUUAGGUGAAAGGUACAGAGAAGCCUGGGAUGAAAAGAAAGAAUUUUAAAACUUUUCUGUGUUUUUCCAAUACAUAUAAAUCAAUUGCUAAUACUAUGUGGAUAGUAUAAGAUUGGAUAGUUGCUGCCAAGCGUGUGGAACAUGUCGACGCUAGAAAUUUUCUUUAACCCUAUAUCUGGCAAAUUAUUUUUUUACAUAAAAGACUGGGAUAAAGCCUGGUUGGCAAAAACGAUUUGCGAUCCCAGUAUAACAGUGAUGGCGUUAUCUCGUCAACAAAGCUCUGACAAGAAAACUUUUGAAACCAAAUUUGUAUUUCCAUCCAAAUGUUCAACAGGGUUAUACAACUUACAAACCACACCAUUUGUUGUCGUGAUCAAAUUGACGGCAGACCGUAACGCGAUCGAUUAGUUUAAACUUGAGUAUUAUAUAUAAACGUCACCAGACAGAUUUGCUAACUUACCUUUUGCUGAGGACAUGGUUGAAUACUGAAUAUAUCACAAUCUCUUGUUGCAUUACCACGAGGGAACGUAUUGCCACCAUAGUAGAUAUAAACAGCACCUUCCUCACCUAUUUAAUAGUGUAGGUAUGCAAUAAAGUGUAAGCAAAUAUGUUAUCUUCGAAUUUUGAGAUACAUUAUUUACGGUUAUGUAAUGGUAAUGUCUAAAAGGGAUGGACGAGAAGUAGUUUACGAGACGGUUCCUUGACGGUUCCAAAAUUGAAAUAAGAGUUUUUCAUGCGUUAGUAUUAGAGUUAGUGUGGGGGUGGGGUGAGGCCGUUUAAUUUAAUUUUUUCUUUUACGUUUUAAUGAUCUUAAAAACUGGCGGCCAUCUUGAAAACUUGCCUCUAAGAGUCCAUCCCCUUUGGCCACGACCGUUAUG